AGUAUAAACAAUUGAAAAUUCUAAUAUUUAUUUUAUACUAUGGUUAAACCACAGAUAUAUAAACAAACAUAAACUAACAUUGUUUAUAUCUGUGGGUUAAACCAUAGAGAUAAUGAAUUAUUAUGUUGGUUACGACCUGAUUAGUCAUUACUUAUUAGCUUAGAGUAAUAAAACUAGUAAUGCUCAUUAGUAAUGUUAGUAUUUACUAUUAACUUUUGAAUUUGAAUGGUUUUAAUGUUUUAUCUUUAAUUGUAAACAACCGGACAGUGAACGUAGUCGUAGUGAGUAGUAUUCUUGUGCUUUUAAAUUUUUAUUUUAUACGCCAUUAUGGAUAAGUGGCUUAAAAGAAAUAUAGUUACUAGUCGCACCGAUGAAGAAGACGAUCCUGUACCAACUCUCACUGCCAGUAAUGUUAUAAUCCAAAGUGUUGAACAUAGAACUCAAAAUAAAAAACCUAAAAAAACUGCAAGAAAAUUUUGUACUAAAUGGCUUGGAAGGGAAGAAUUUUCGAAAUGGCUCUUACAAAAAAUAGAUGCUAAUGGAAAACAUUACGCAUAUUGUAAAGUUUGUAACUCAUCAAUGAGUUCACAUCUUACAGAAAUAAAGCGACAUAGUUCAUCGCCUAAGCAUACAAACAAUUCUAGACAAGUUGAUAACCAAAAAAGCGUAAGUGAAGUUUUUAAGAUCUCAUCAUUAACAGAACAAACAAGGAUCGCUGAAAUUAAAAUUACUGCAUUCCUUGCUGAAAAAAACUUACCACUAUCUUUAACAGACAAACUUAUUCCGUUGUGCAAAUCUGUAUUCCAAGAUUCCAAAAUAGUAAAAAAUAUGUCUUUAGCGAGGACAAAAACAACAGCAGUUAUGCAAAAUGUAUUAGGUAAAAAUAUCAUCAAUGACCUGUGUAAUACUCUUACAAUGCCUGGUACAUUCUACUCCUUAAUUAUGGACGAAACCACUGAUAUAUCAGAAAUCAAACAAUGUGCGAUUAUUAUAGUAUAUUUUGAUACCCAAACAAUGAUGGUGAAAACUGAAUUCUUAGACAUGGGACAAACAUCUUCAGGUACUGCUGAUCAUCUUACAGAAUUGUUGCUGCAAUGCCUUGACGAUAAAGAAAUACCAAAAAAAAUGUUCAUCGGAUUUUCUUCUGAUACAACAAACUCUAUGACUGGGUCACUUCAUUCUGUGUUUACAAACCUGAAAACUGCAAUACCAGGUAUAGCAUGCAUAAAAUGUUCCUGUCACAUGAUACAUUUAUCUUCCUCUAAAGCUUGUUUAAAGCUUCCACGGUCAAUCGAAGACCUAUUACGUAAUAUUGGAUCACAUUUCAGUAGAAGUUAUUCGCGUCAAAUUAAGUUUAGAGAAUUUCAAGAAUUUUUUCACAUUGAAAUUCAUAAAAUAUUAUCGCCAUGCACAACUCGUUGGUUGUCACUAAAAGCAUGUGUUGAUAGAAUAUUUGAACAAUUUCCAGCUCUAAAAGAAUAUUUUAUACUUUCAAGUUUUGAGGACCCUUCUAAAACACUAGAACAAAUCCAUAGUACUAUGGAAAAUUAUUUUACCAUUAUAUACUUAGAAUUCAUGUCUUACACACUAGGUCUCUUGACAAAUUUUAAUAAAUUAUUUCAAAGUGAAGGCCCUCUACUAUAUAUGUUGAAACCAGAAAUUGAAAAACUGUUAAAAAUAGUGCUAAUGAAUUUUAUGAAUAUUGAAUAUAUUAGAACUUUGGAUACAAUCAUGAUAGUUUCACCUCAGAACAUUCAAUAUCAUGUUCCAUUAACUGAUAUUUAUAUUGGUGUAAACGCUACAACCAGCAUCACAAAUUUAAAAAACAACAGUUCUGUUGAUUCUAAUGAAGUAAUUAAAUUUUUUAAAUCUUGCCAAGAAUUUUAUAUUGAGCUUGUUGUAGACAUAAAGAAAAGAUUUGUAUUCGAUGACCUUGUUUUCAAAUGUAUAGCUGUUACUGAACCAGCAUUAAUUAAACAAUUUAGUGUAAAAUCGUUAAACCAUGUAAUUGAACGAUUUCCUGUUUUAAAUUCGUUAAUAAGUAGUCCUCAAGAACUUGAUAUGGAAUGGAGAGAAUUAGCACUCAUGGAUAUUGAACCCAUUAACAAUAAUAGUUCAAAUGAUAUUAUGAUGUAUUGGAGAAAAGUAUUUUUAUUAAAAAAUUCUAUAGGUGAUAUUUAUUUUCCCAAUAUUUGUAUCACAAUGAGACUAUUAUUAAUCCUACCCGUUUCGAAUGCUUCAGUUGAGCGGUUAUUUAGUGACUUAAAAAAUAUAAAGACUCUACAUCGAAAUAAAUUACAAACCCAAUCGAUAAUCGGAAUCCUUCGAACUAAAAACUCCAUUACUGAUUGUGUAUCCUUUAAACCAACCGAUGCAAUGAUUAAAAGUAAAAUUUGGGACAUGCCGUAAUUUUAUGUUUUUAAAUAAUUUAUAAGACUGUUUGCAAUUUUAAGUUCCUAAAGAUAUUAAAAUAAAAUGUUAAAUAUAUUAUAAGUACGACUAGUAUGAAAUUAAAGUUAAAAUGUUUUUGUUUUUGUUUAUACAUUUAUAUUGUUUAAUGUUUUGGUCUUUUUUUAUAUAAUACUGAUUUAUAAUUUUAUAAUUUUAAUUGAUAAACAAAAGUCUGUUAGCACUUUGUAGUUUGCACUAAGUAUAUUUAAGCAUUUAUAAGAUUUAUAAUAAAUAUGAACAAUAAUUUAUAAAAAAAAAAUAAUUACAUUGAAAGAUAUUGAUUUUGUUUAAAUAUUUUGUUUUGUUUUUUUAAGUUUAAAAAUGAAAAUUGUUAUAUAUGUUGCCGAUUAUGUGGCAUAUAAUUUUAUAAAUUAAUUGAUCAUCAAAAGUCUGUUUUUACUUUGCACUAACUAUAUUUGA
Messenger RNA from Aphis gossypii (cotton aphid), 2871 nucleotides. RefSeq lists its product as uncharacterized. The record is from RefSeq and is a predicted model, not a curated record. The transcript is spliced from 2 exons. Gene Ontology annotation, molecular function: protein dimerization activity. The coding region runs from base 328 to 2409 and encodes 693 amino acids. NCBI's taxonomy places the organism in Eukaryota, Metazoa, Arthropoda, Insecta, Hemiptera, Aphididae.